Molecule: messenger RNA, 417 nt
Organism: Cladophialophora psammophila CBS 110553
Lineage: Eukaryota; Fungi; Ascomycota; Eurotiomycetes; Chaetothyriales; Herpotrichiellaceae
Exons: 2
Coding region: 1-417 (138 amino acids)
Molecular function (GO): oxidoreductase activity
Source: RefSeq, a predicted model, not a curated record
AUGGCUUCAUCAGUCGCCAAAGGUGCAGCUGGGAAAUCUUCUGUUCUCAAAAUCGUCGGUCUGUUCAAGAGGAAGCCAGGAAUAUCCGUGGAAGCAUUCAGAGAAUAUUAUGAGAACAAGCAUGUCAAAUUAUUCGAACAGCACGUCGCGCUGCCUGGUGUUUUGCGGUACUCUCGCCGCUAUCUAACCCAAAUUGAUGGCAUGUCAUCACCACUUCCAACAACUACCGGCGGCUAUGAUGUUAUCAUGGAAGUGUGGUACAAGGAUCCGGAACUAUUCGAGUCUUUGAGAAGCAAAUCAAACCCAGAAUUCACCAAGAUUACAAUUGAGGAUGAGGAGCAAUUUCUAGACCGCAGCUCGAUGACCAUGUAUCUUUCGGACGAUGUCGAAAGUAAGGAUGGACCAUGGAAUGUAUGA